Messenger RNA from Colletotrichum truncatum, 1836 nucleotides. NCBI's taxonomy places the organism in Eukaryota, Fungi, Ascomycota, Sordariomycetes, Glomerellales, Glomerellaceae. The record is from RefSeq and is a predicted model, not a curated record.
AUGUCCUCAUCGUCGACAGAGGUCGACUCCUGGGCAGCAUCAAUGUCGAAGACAGCCACCAACCCCGAAGACCCUCCCUCUCCCCGUGUCAAGUUCCCGAGUCUUUCAGUUGAUACUCACGACUAUGCGACCAACACCCCGGCAGAACCUGGCUCGAGCCGCGUCCGCAUCGCGUCCACCGACAACCAUAUGGGCGCCCCGCUGACCCGCACCUCCACCGACCAAGCAAUAUCUCCUCUGCGCCGUCGCGCCGGUACCUUCAAGCCCGUCGAAGACUUUGACGACUUUGAACUCUCCCGCCCCGGAUGGCAACCCGGUUCCGAGCCGGGUUUCGACCCCAACAAGUCCGAUGGUGGCCAUGCCUCCAUGCCGACCCUUCAUGCGGACUGCGACAUCUCUGUUAUAGAUUUUAGCCAAGACAAAAUGGUGAAGCACAAGUUCGGGAACGAUGGAUUUGUCGACUUCAUCAAAGAGCCUCAGGAAUCCUGGGUCAAGUGCCGCUGGAUCAACAUCAACGGUCUCAGUUGGGAUGUCAUCUCAGCAUGCGGACAGUACAAAGGCCUACACAAGCUUGCCAUUGAAGAUAUCAUGAACACACGGAACAGAACCAAGACGGACUGGUACGCAAACCACGCCUUCAUCGUCCUGACGCUUCAGAAGCUUGUGCUGCUGAUCAACGAGGAUAGCAGCAGCAGUAGUGAAGACGAGUCGGACGACGACGCGAGUGUCAAGACUAGCAAGCUGAAGCGUGCUUUUACCAUGGGAGGCAACAAGGUUCGAAGUGAUCCUGAAGUGGGAAAGACACCAGUCGGCGUUAAUGGCAGCGGGAAUCCUUAUGGACACACUCUCAGCCACCAUCCCAGCAACCUCUCCCAGCUCCCCGAGACGGCUUUCGUUCGCACUCUCCAGCGUUAUCACGCCUCGGCGAACGAAACUCGCACAGAGUACAUGGAGAGCCACUCGUCUCUCAUCUCUCGCGGCCUGGCCGUCUCCGCUGAACAGGUCGCCAUCUUUCUGACAUCAGACAACACAGUCAUCUCCUUUUUCGAGAUGUCAGCCGAGGACAUUGAGCGUCCAAUUACAGUGCGUCUAGGCGACUCGUCGACCAUACUCCGCCAGUCCUGCGACGCCUCACUUGUCGUGCAAGCCAUCAUUGACGCCAUUAUCGAUCUCGCAAUCCCUCUGACGGCGGUCUACAGCGACGUCAUUGGCGACCUGGAGCUCGACGUUCUCACGAGCCCGAGCAUUAAGCAGACCCGUAGCCUCUACAUUUGCGUCUCGGAAAUCAACAAGAUGCUGACCUUCCUCAACCCCAUCGACAACCUCGUCAACGUCCUCCGCGACCACCGCACCGAGCUGAGCCAGGAGGCCGCCGCCAGGGAGCUGCAGAACCCGGCGAGCGGCGUCAUCGUCACCCCAAUGACCCAUACCUACCUCGGCGACGUGCUCGAUCACUGCGUCAUCACCACUGAGGCCAUGCAGCAGAUCAAGCGCUCCGCCGACAACCUCAUCGACCUCAUCUUUAAUACCAUCUCGGCCAACCAGAACGAGAGCAUGAAGCAGUUGACCAUCAUUACCAUUAUCUUUUUGCCGUUGACUUUCUUGACCGGGUAUUUUGGGCAGAACUUUGAGGAAUUCGAGGAUAUUAAGAAGCCACAGGGUAUUCUGUUUUUCUGGCAAAUCGCCGUCCCCGUCGUAGUCGCCACCAUCCUCAUCAUGAUGAGGACUUGGAUCUUUGCCUGGUUCGACACGUUUACCCAGCGGAGGAGGAUCAGCGCCGACAGGAAGAGACGGAAGAGGAGGAGGGAGAAGAAGAGGAGGGCCAAGGCGGACUAG